Molecule: messenger RNA, 7298 nt
Organism: Arvicola amphibius (Eurasian water vole)
Lineage: Eukaryota; Metazoa; Chordata; Mammalia; Rodentia; Cricetidae
Gene: Chml
Product: CHM like Rab escort protein
Exons: 1
Coding region: 3729-5591 (620 amino acids)
Biological process (GO): vesicle-mediated transport; protein geranylgeranylation; small GTPase-mediated signal transduction
Cellular component (GO): nucleus; cytoplasm; cytosol
Molecular function (GO): GDP-dissociation inhibitor activity
Source: RefSeq, a predicted model, not a curated record
UGCCCGGGACGCGUCCUCCUCGCCUCCCAACUUUCCCUGGGUACAGCAGCUCUGGGCUUUCGUCCUCCCUUGGAUCCUCCCUUCUAGCCAGUCAUCUCCCUAACUCCCGGCCUCUCUUGUCCCCCGGGAUCUUCCCUUUCAGCCGAUAAUCUUCCCCCAACUCCUUGUUUCCCUCCUCCUCUGGGUCCUUCCAGCCAGUCGUUAUCCCCAACUCCCAAUGCAGAUGCAGCAGUUCUGAAAGUCUCCCUGCCGCUGGCCAGCUGGUAUCUUCUCAUCUCUAUUCCGUUUUUACUGGUCUGCACAAGGGGGAGAGAAAUGAGGGCCUGUAGAGUCAAGAGACGCAAGAAAAAAGUCAACCCCUGAAAAGUGGCGAAGGGACAAGGAGAGAUUUAAUCACAUAUUUAGUAUUUGUUUCUCAGAGUGACACGCAGAAGCCUAAAUAUCGGUGUAUUUCCCCCACCCUUUCAUUUGCUAGCAAUUAUAAAUCGUUUAAUACUUCCUAGGGAGUGAGACUGUAUGACAUUUUAAAUUGUAUUUCCUCUACAUAAGUUCUGUCACACCAGAGGUUAUAAAUGGCUCAGAAAUCCAACUCAUUGGUGUGACUAAUUAAUUAUCUGGGCAGCCAGUACGUUUAAUUAAAGUAGAACUUGUUGAUCUCUUGAAGAUUUAUAUUGAAAAUUGACAGGUUGGCGCUUGACUAACUCAGUAUUUUAAGCUUGGGAAAGAAGACUGGUGUGUGUGUGUGUGUGUGUGUGUGUGUGUGUGUGUGUGUGUGGGGUGUGUGUAUGUGUGUGUCCUAAGAAUUUUGUUUGUACAGAGAUUUAAAAUAGAAUUGGUUAUUUCUUAAGUCUUAAAGUCCCAUUUUUUUCAAAUCUUGAAACACAUUGGUAAUUGACUACCGUCUUUAUCUUGGCAGGAAUCUUAGAGAAAAACAUCUUUGUAACAUCAUGGAUAUUUUUAUUUGCCAGCUUAUGUGUGUGUGACAAACCUAAAUCCUAAAUGUUAUUGCCAUGAUUCCUUUUUCUAAAAUUUUAAAGCAAAGAAAAUUUGGGAGUUACAAUUUUAUUUCACCAACUGAUAAUUCCGAUACUUUCUCUAGUCUCUUCCCCUAAUAAACAUUAACCUAAGGAUUUCCAUUUUAGAAAACACUAAAACAUGAGGAGGGGCCGUGAGAGGCCAUCAGUGACAAUGCAGGUUGACUGUAUGGCUAUUCUCUCUGUUAACUAAAACGUUGGUCGGGAGGGUCUUUAAGGUGACGUGUGUCAGUCAGGCCUGGCUCGCAGAGGCCCUGGGCCAGGCGACAGGUGUUUACUCACAGACAUGACAGUUCUUUCUUCUGUGAAGUAUGUUUCUGUGCUGUGGUGUCUAGCCGGCAGUGUGAAAACAGGAAUGGGUUCAGUUUUUUAGUGUGGUUUUCAGCAUCCACCCUGUUUUCCCCACCAUGCUCUGCCAACCCCCUCUUCCAGUAUCCUUCCUUCUCCUUUCUCCCCGCCGGGAGCUGUCACCAUCAGAAGAAAUUUUUUAGGACUUCUAGAAGCAUCCACCCUAGUGCUUUACCCAGGGGUCCUUUACCCAGGGCAUUUAUCCGUGCUUUGAAUCAUGACAUCUAUUCUGAUUCUAAAACCUGAGGUAGAUCUGAGGGUUAGAGGACUGGAAAUGAGUUAACUCCUGGUGAAAGUGAGGUUAUGGCAGAACUCACAGUGUUCUUAGCAAAGAUAGUUUCUUCUCCCGGAGUAUGCUUCUUGAUGGAGACAGGGAAGAUGCUUCCCUUUCUAUCCCCAAGCCAGGACUAGUCAAUCCUGAGUACUAAAGGAGAGGAAAAUUUUCAAGGCUUUAAGUAGCCAGCUGCUUGCUCUAGAGCUUUGGUGAGGCUGCGCCGCUGGUCUGUCGGGCGCCUGUGGCUCUCAUUGUCUGUGCUUUCCCAAGUCAUUCACUCUCCCAGACUGACUGCUUCCCCAUCUUUGUGAUCCACUAUUGAGCUGACUGUGGUUAAGGUCGUCUAUUCUAUUUACUUUGUAUUUUUGAAGACCCCUUUGACAUCUGUAGUUCAGAAAGUACUUACUUAGUACCUAUACCCCUUCACCCCACCCCCACCAGCCUCAGCCUUGUUCACUUCUAUGCCUAGAGGAAGUGAAUACAUGCUUAUACUUUGGAUGUCCUCUUAGGUUCUGUCUCCCUCUUUACACCCUACUAGAAGAAGGGGGAGUAAUUCACAUAUUCUUAUAUAUGUGCACAAGUAGACCAGGCCGUGGCUUCAUCCUGGGCUCUGGUCCUGGCUUCUCAAAGAAGGCUAAAAAUAAGUAGAAUUCCUGAUAAUCUUGGUCAGAGGUUACUACCAGCUGGGCUUGUUGGUAUCGCUGUAUCAGUUAAACUGACACGUCAGACCAACAACUUCGUGAAGUUCGUGUCAGUUCCAGUUGAGCAGCUUGUUUUAUGAAUAUCAGAGUUAUUGGUCUCUUACGUGUCCCUGCAUUUAGAUGCCAGCAGAUGUAACUGUAGUGAAAAGUAGAGAGACCCAGGAACACUUACUGCUACUGUGCAUGAUGAGCCAGGAAAAGGCUGGCAAUGGGUGUGAAAGUGUGUUAGCCUGCAGACGUCCAGGUGAGUAUAUCCAAGGGACAGCCUCCAGCCACACCCAGCACCACACGGAUAUAACCAGCAUGUGAUGGAAAGGUCCAGGGGAGCCCUUUUCCAUUGCCUUUUUAGAAACAAAAAGAACCUGUUUAGAAAGGAUUUGUGGUUGCAGAGACAGACUGGCAAAAUGUAAUGUUUCCUUAUUUAGAUGUUAUGAAUAGAUAUUAUUUAUGUGAAAAUGUUUUAAUAUAGGAAACUUUUUAUGUUAUAUAUGAACUUUAGUACAGAAAAUGUUACAAGGCUAUUUCUCCUCUGGCCUGUUCUUUCAUGUUCUUGCAUAUAUUAAAUGCCACUUAUUGAAUUCUCUUGUAAUAUCUAGAUGUCUCAUGUAUCUGCUGCAAGAUCCUUGGGGUAGUUAAGGUUAUAAAAUCUUCUAUACAGCUGACUGGGAUUACCUACAGACUUUCCUGAGACCAGCAAUAUUCCCCAUUAUUUUGACAUCACUCAGCCUAGUAUGUUUCCAUAAACACGGUAAAGCCACAUAUUUUUUUAGUCUAAGCUUUCAAUGUUGUCCAAAUAUUUUAUUAACCAUAAAGUAAUUGUAUAAUAUUAUUAAUUUUUUGUGGGCUAUUGUGUCUGUUUCAUGACUUUUGGGGAAGAUGUACAAAGUAUCUUUUGUUCAUUUUCAAGAGCUCAGGAGACCUGUGGGAAGGCAUUUAAUGACUUCUUUGGGUAGAGGUUUCUAUCCACAUUAACAAGUCAGGCUCCAGUGGAUUGAAAUUGCUGUUGCAUGAAAUUGCUUUUCUAUUAUUUACAAUUGUGUUCUUUUCUUGAAAUUUCUUCUUUCAGAGAAGAGUUCCAGCCACAAAUGCAUUUACCGCUAAGGCGAAGUGCAGACACGAAAAGGAUACUUCCAUUUGAGUGUUUUCAGAUAGGAUUUCAUGCCUUUCUCGUGUUUUCCAUGCUCCUGACUUUCUUUCCUAAAAUGUUUAAGAUUGUAACGGUUAAACAGCUUAGGACUUGCAAGCUCAGUGUUUCUGAAUGAAGAUCACAAGUAGAGAUUUUAUUACAGCAUAAAUACCUCAGAGGAGUCCUCGGCCUAGGUCCAUACUGAGUUUCUUCAUCAGCUGUGACCUGAAGCUUCAGCUCCUAGGAUGGCAGACAAGCUUCCCACAGAGUUUGAUGUGAUUAUAAUAGGGACAGGUUUGCCCGAGUCCAUCCUGGCAGCUGCAUGUUCAAGAAGCGGACAGAGAGUUCUACAUGUUGACUCAAGAAGUUACUACGGAGGGAACUGGGCGAGUUUCAGCUUUACAGGUUUGCUGUCCUGGCUGAAGGACUGUCAACAGAGCCAUGACAGCGAGGAAGACACGACCGCCUCGUGGCAAGACCUGAUCCAUGACACCGAAGAAGCCGUCGCCCUUUGCAGGAAGGAUGGAACCAUUCAGCACACAGAAGUCUUCUGUUAUGUCAGCCAGGAUGCUGGGGACAGCACUCAAAAGACUGAUGCUCUGCAGAGAAGUCCUUCCUCAGAGGCAUCUGCUACCCUGGCUGACUCUCUGGAUUCUGCAGGCUUGCCCAAAGAAAGGCACUCAGCGUACUUUUCAAGCCACGAAGUGCCUUCUGAACAUACAGAGAGAAGUGAUAGAGAGCCUUCAUCCUCCCCAGCUGAUGCAGAGAACUCACUGGAGAAAGAAAAGGAGCAUGAAGAUGAAACUGGUACCCAGGCGGUUUCAGAUGGAGAUAAAGAUGAAGACACACUUGAUGUAGAAGACAACACUGAGAAACCAAAGAGAAGCAGGAUUACAUACCCUCAAAUGAUUAAGGAGAGCCGGAGAUUUAAUAUUGACUUGGUAUCAAAGCUGCUUUAUUCUCAAGGAUCAUUGAUUGAUCUUCUAAUCAAAUCAAAUGUUAGUCGUUAUGCAGAAUUUAAGAACGUCACUAGGAUCCUUGCAUUUUGGGAAGGGAAAGUGGAACAGGUGCCUUGCUCCAGAGCAGAUGUCUUUAAUAGUAAAGGGCUCACUAUGGUUGAAAAGAGGAUGCUAAUGAAAUUCCUCACAUUCUGUCUAGACUAUGAACAACAUUCUGACGAAUACCAAGAUUUCAAACAAUGUUCAUUUUCUGAGUACCUAAAAACUAAACAGUUAACACCCAGCCUCCAACAUUUCAUACUGCACUCCAUUGCAAUGACAUCAGAGCCGUCCUGCACUACAUUAGAUGGCCUUAAAGCAACCAAAACCUUCCUUCAGUGUCUUGGACGGUUUGGCAACACUCCCUUUAUAUUCCCUUUAUAUGGCCAAGGAGAAAUUCCCCAGUGUUUCUGCAGGAUGUGUGCUGUGUUUGGUGGAAUCUAUUGUCUUCGCCAUAAAGUCCAAUGCCUUGUAGUUGAUAAAGACUCCGGAAGAUGUAAAGGAAUCAUAGACCACUUUGGUCAGAGAAUAAGUGCCAGCUAUUUUAUUGUGGAAGACAGUUACCUUUCUAAGGAAGCGUGUUCAAAUGUGCAGUAUCAGCAGAUCUCGAGGGCCGUGCUCAUCACAGACCGGUCCAUCCUGGAGACAGAUUCAGACCAGCAGGUUUCCAUUCUGACAGUGCCUCCGCUAGAGCCAGGGACCGGUUCCAUUCGGGUCAUGGAGUUAUGCCCAUCAACCAUGACAUGCAUGAAGGACAGCUAUCUGGUCCACCUGACCUGUGUCUCUUCAAAAACAGCCAGGGAAGACUUGGAACCCGUGGUGAAGCAGUUAUUCAUCCCUUUUGCAGAAGCAGAAGACCAGGAAGAACUCAGAAAACCGAGACUCUUGUGGGCUCUUUAUUUUAACAUGAGGGAUUCCUCAGGGGUGAGCCGAAGCUCGUACUGCGGCUUGCCUCCCAACGUGUACGUCUGCUCUGGGCCUGACUGUGGACCAGGGAAUGAGCAUGCCGUCAAGCAGGCGGAAGCACUGUUCCAGGAGAUCUUCCCCAACGAAGAGUUCUGCCCCCCUCCACCAAAUCCAGAAGACAUUAUCUUUGAGGGUGAGGGUUAGCAACCAGAUGCUCCUGGAGUCAGUUACCGCCUAGCUUGACACCCCAGGGACAACAAGAACUUGCAAAGCCCAUGCCACCUUCAAAAUUAAAGCAGACUGGAAAUAUUUUCAUCCUGACCUUAAAAUAGCGUCAUUUGAAAGACAGCUGCAGUUUGUGGUAAGCGCUGUUGACAUGUCUUCAACACUGAGACACUGGGUACCAAAUAGCUCUGCUAAUCUGUCAGCAGCUAACUGAUUUGUGGUGACUCAGCCUUUUUGGUUCCUAACUGGCUCCAGGAAUCCAUAAUCUCUGAGUGUCGUUAGCUUUCUUUUACUUUUGGGUCCCACAGUGGCAACUUUGCUUAUCUUAAUAGGUAAUAUCGCACUUGCUUCUGUGUUCAGGUUUUAUCAUUGUCUACACAAAACUAAUGUCCGAGGACUAUUGUAGUUACUGCUGUAGCUACUACUGCUGCUACCACCUCAGAUGCAUAGAGGAGCACGUAAGUCCUAACCAUGUGAGCUGUUUGUAUAGCAUGUAUACACAUAGAGCUGGUAGUAGGAGUAGCAGCUGGUACAAGUGUUCAUUUGAUAAAACACAACUGUCUGUUAGAAGCGUGGCCAUGGUCCUGUGUCUUGGGAUUGAUAUUUACAUGUGAUUUUACCUGCUUGACCUUUGUGACUAAGGAGGCAAUGAGCCUGCUGUGCCCUGCUACUUUGCAGAAAGAGUGCCUCUUAGGAGUCGAAGAAGCUCAUGUAUGAGAUACAUUGCAAUCAGGGCAUGGUGGCUUAUUCAUGUAAUGCUGUCAUGUAGGAAGUUGAGGCAGGAGGACUCCUGUAAAGUCCAGACCAUCCUGGGCUACAGUUGAGUCUCAUUUCAAAACAAAACCACCCCCCUACCCCCAAAAGAAGUAUAUUACAGGAAAAUUAAAGGGACCAGAUUUAUUCAGAAAAUUUCUAUAGAACUGACACUAACACUUAAGAGAACUUCUAACAAUUAACUGAGGCUAGCAUUAAUUAAUAAGUUACCCUAGGAAAAGGUUCUUCAGGAUAGGUGUUGAGAAUAUUCCAGAAAGGGUUUCCCAAGGAGGAAUAGUGGUGCAUCUUAACGCGGAGUUAUAGAUGUCUAUAAAGUUAGAGGUUUCCUCAUCCAGGUUUCUCAGGGUGAAGCAUGACACCUGGUUGGCUGUACUGCUUUAUAAACAUUGGUAACUGACAGAAAAUGUCUCUUCUACUACAUGUCUGUUACCUGGAGAAUGGGAUGCUUUCCUCCAGAACCAGCUGCUGCACCCCAGCAGUGAAUGCUCUGUACUGUGAGAAGAGGCGCAAUGUGUGAGCAGUGACGGUCUGAGUAUGCUCUCGCUGCCCGUUAGUGAGGAAAGUGAGCCAAGACACUUAAGUGAAUGACAGUGCGCUGAGAGGAGAAAGCCAUCCGUUGAUCUUGGUGUUGGUUUUUUAAUAUAAUACAUCCAUAAUAUUGUGUAGAUCUUAAGGAUUAAAUCCAGCAGAACAAAUGAAAUACCUGAAAUAUCCUAAAAGUAGCAAUUAAGAGAAAAACAAGUCUAAGAUAGGUAAAAUGGAGGUGAGGGUAAUUCAAACCCACUUCGUAAGGUUUGUCAGCACCACAGUCUGUUCAGAAGACGUUAAAAGAAGGGGGCAGGGUUGUAAAAGAUAAACAGACGCUAUAAAAGACAGAGCUGAAUGUAAUGGGAAGGGUUAGACUAGGCCAAA